Molecule: messenger RNA, 839 nt
Organism: Spirometra erinaceieuropaei
Lineage: Eukaryota; Metazoa; Platyhelminthes; Cestoda; Diphyllobothriidea; Diphyllobothriidae
Source: the annotation of a GenBank genome assembly
AUGGAAAUCCAAGGUUCCUACCUCAAGGAUUUGAAAAUCAGUCCGGACACCUGGGAUGACUUCACCCAGGAUCAACAGACUUGGAGAAGGGCAUUUAAGACUGGAGCAUCAAUUUACGAAGCUCCUCGCACCACCGCUGCCGAAACCAACAGAGCGACUCGCAAGUCGCAAAGGCUGAGGACCCUCAGCCCCACGAUGCAAUCACCUCCAAGGUGUCCAAGCUGCCGACGAAUAUUUCGCGUUUGGAUUGUCCUCUUCGGACAUUUUCGGAUCCAGUACAGCAACAACAUGCCACCAAUGAGAACGCUCCCGCCCCGUCACCCCGUCGCCAUGGCACCCACAGAGGUCGACUCCACCACCGGUGAGUAAAGUCUUAUUGCCUCCGCGCCGCACAUCAUUGCCACGAUCCCUUGAAGACGUUGAAGAUGGCGAUCGCCACUCCUCUCAGUCCUGUACGGGUGAAACCACUCCCGAGGUCCCGUCAGCAGUCACGCAAUGAAUAGGCACCUCUUAUGUUAGUUGGGAGCGUGAUCUACGACUCCUUCACCAUCUCAUCUCUAUAUCACAGGCCAGAGGGGGAUAAAUCUGUCGGUGAAGAAUCCUGCUUUUGCUAGAAUGUACGGUGGGAUGCACUGCAGAGCGUGUUGAACACUCGAAAUUUCAGAAGAAAAGCGUGGUGUCUGAAAGACAACCAUGAUGAUGAUGAUGAUGAUGAUGAUGAUGAUGAUGAUGAUGAUGAUGAUGAUGAUGAUGAUGAUGAUGAUGAUGAUGAUGAUGAUGAUGAUGAUGAUGAUGAUGAUGGCGGCAGUUUAAGCCUCCCGUUUGAAGACGUUUACUGA